GGUUGACGCGAAUGACGCGGCGCCAGUCAGGCCGCAGCCCCGCUGCUUGGCCGUCGGGCCCGCCUCGGCCGGCUCGGCCCGCCCCCGGCCCUCCCCGCGCGGCCUCCCGUGCGCCCCUGUCAGACUGUGGCGGCCGGUCGCGCGGUGCGCUCUCCCUCCCUGCCCGCAGCCUGGAGAGGCGCUUCGCGCCGCACACACCCGCGUUCCUGCCGGCGCCGCGCCUGCCCUCUGCCGCGCUCCGCCCUGCCGCCGACCGCACGGCCGCCGCGGGACAUGGCACACGCACCCGCACGCUGCUCCAGCGCCCGGGGCUCCGGGGACGGCGAGAUGGGCAAGCCCAGGAACGUGGCGCUCAUCACCGGCAUCACGGGCCAGGAUGGUUCCUACCUGGCUGAGUUCCUGCUGGAGAAAGGCUAUGAGGUCCAUGGAAUUGUACGGCGGUCCAGUUCAUUUAAUACGGGUCGAAUUGAGCAUCUGUAUAAGAAUCCCCAGGCUCACAUUGAAGGAAACAUGAAGUUGCACUAUGGCGAUCUCACUGACAGUACCUGCCUUGUGAAGAUCAUUAAUGAAGUAAAGCCCACGGAGAUCUACAACCUUGGAGCCCAGAGCCAUGUCAAAAUUUCCUUUGACCUCGCUGAGUACACUGCAGAUGUUGAUGGAGUUGGCACUCUACGACUUCUAGAUGCAGUUAAGACUUGUGGCCUUAUCAACUCUGUGAAGUUCUACCAAGCCUCAACAAGUGAACUUUAUGGGAAAGUGCAGGAAAUACCCCAGAAGGAGACCACCCCUUUCUAUCCCCGGUCACCCUAUGGGGCAGCAAAACUCUAUGCCUAUUGGAUUGUGGUGAACUUCCGUGAGGCGUAUAAUCUCUUUGCAGUGAAUGGCAUUCUCUUCAAUCAUGAGAGUCCCAGAAGAGGAGCUAAUUUCGUUACUCGAAAAAUUAGCCGGUCAGUAGCUAAGAUUUACCUUGGACAACUGGAAUGUUUCAGUUUGGGAAAUCUGGAUGCCAAACGAGAUUGGGGCCAUGCCAAGGACUAUGUGGAGGCUAUGUGGCUGAUGUUGCAGAAUGAUGAGCCGGAGGACUUCGUCAUAGCUACUGGGGAGGUCCAUAGUGUCCGGGAAUUUGUCGAGAAAUCAUUCAUGCACAUUGGAAAAACCAUUGUGUGGGAAGGAAAGAAUGAAAAUGAAGUGGGCAGAUGUAAAGAGACCGGCAAAGUUCACGUGACUGUGGAUCUCAAGUACUACCGGCCAACUGAAGUGUGUUGCCUUAACAACCAUUACAUCUGGAAAUUUGGAGCAAAAAAGUCAAAUAAGAGUUCUCAGAAGACUGUAUGUGUUAGAUCUUUUAUCAGCAAGAUCUCUGGGACAGCCAGCGGAGAAGUCAAACAGGGAAGCAGCAGGCCAGUGAUUGUCGUAAUAUUUUAAACUUAGACCAGUAAAAUGGAGCUAUUUUACAAAAAACUAUGGCAUUCAAAACUGCUAAAAGUUAUGUUUCAUUAUUUGGGAGCGGUCAUUAACUAGACAACCUAUGGUUAAAGUAUUACGAAACUAACGGAUGUGAAAGUUCUCUUUGCAAAAUCUCUUUGCAUUUUUACUAAGGAGGCAAGAGCCAUGCUUUUGUGUGUGCAGAGGAAAAUUUCAUUGCAUAUUCUUAACGUGUUCAAAAUAAUUCCUUGCUAUUGAUACUUGUUCUAAGUUUUCCCCAUAUAAAUUGCAGUAGCACUGUGAGACUAAUUGUGAAACUAAGCCAUCUUUUAUGGAGUUGCCCUUAGAGGUGAUGUAAAAUAGUAUUUAGGGUCUCUUGUGUUACUGAAUACAGAUCAUAGGCAGCUUCAAAUAAGUGGGCAGUUACAUCAGAAAGCAUGACGCUGAAGAGAAAGGUUUCCUUUGGACCAAGGUAGAACCUGAAAUGUCCAGAUAUAUUGGAAACAUGAAAUUUAUCCAGCAUAACUUCCACUGCUAUCUGCCACACAGAACAACACUGCUUAUAUUGUCAGUUCUAAAGAAUGAUAGUGAGAAGACCCUGAGAAGAGAGCAUAUGAUAAGCCAUUGCCCAAAUUACAGAGCUCCAGGCCUGUUCCAUCUAAUCAGGAGAAAGAGCUUUAGGCGAGGAUGUGCUCACGCUCUCGAGAGAUAUAUUUUGAGUACUCACUAUAGGCAAAUAGGUACUGGGCUCUGAACAGGGUGCUAAUGAACAAGACCCAGUUCCUUUACCAUCCGGAAGCCCCUGCAGGUACGGAACACCCGCGAUCAGGGAUGCGGGAACGAAGCUGGUCCCUGGGAUGAGAACAGCUGUGGUUCAAGGGAAGCUCAGACUGCCAGCAUCAUUGUACUCUGAGAGGAGGUGGCAUUCGGCUGGCCCUGGAGGGAUGGGUACAGUGUUGGUGGGUCCAGAUGCUGCGAAGGGCAUUCCAGGAAGAAGGACAGGCUUGUCCUUCCCCACUCCAGCCUGAGAAUGUGUCGGAGAUUCCCCAGGACUCAGCCCAGGCGACUCCUCCUCUACAGAGCCACGUUCCACACAAGAGUGGGGACUCACGCCCCUUCCUACUUUCCUUCCACUGUGCCCAGCAACUAAGUCAGUGUCUUGUCACACUACAUGGCAGUUCCUGGCAUAUGUGUCUGUGUCCCCUUGGCCUUGUUCAUUAGCACCCUGUUCAGAGCCUAAUACCUAUUUGACUAUAAUGAGUACUCAAAAUAUAUCCCUUGAGAGAGUGACCACAUCCUCUGGUAUAGCUGAAGGUAUUAAUUCUUAUUUCAGUAUCCCAGGUAUCAGCUUCCAGACCCUUCAGCCUGCUGGGGACACUCUGUUUUUAGGAUUUGGGGGUGGGAGAAGCUGCUUAAAUUCCUGUUCCCAUCCAGCAGGACACCCCAUGUCUCCCCGGUAGCUCUGAGAAUUACCUGGCGCCACUGAAACUCUGAAUGCCCUGCAUCCUCCAUUUCCUACAUCCCAGAGCAAACAAGAUGUUCCGUGAUUGCAGGUGUUCAGUAGAGGGGUUAUAUCUUGGUUAAUAAACCACUUUAAAGCCACAUAGUGGACAGGCCUGUUCUCGAAGAUUCCUGGUCAUUGUUUCUUGCAGAACACUGGUUCCUCUGGGAAGGGAUGGAGUUCCUCUCCCUCUGCACCUGCCCAGCUGCCCUGACCAGCCCUUGUCACCUUUAUGCAAAGCAGCCCAGCCCUUUCUGCCAUCCCUCCUCCCUCGCCAGGGCAAGGAAGGGGCAAGAGGCCUGACUACCGCCCAUGCCCACAGGAGCCAUCAAGGUGGUCUUUUUGUAAGAGACUGAGUGAGCCCAGUAGGACCCCUCUGACCUGGCUUUUGAACUAACCUCCCCAGCCCACCCCCCGCCACAUGGGGCACCCAGGACCUGGAGUGGGCAGGCACUCAAU
Molecule: messenger RNA, 3385 nt
Organism: Cercocebus atys (sooty mangabey)
Lineage: Eukaryota; Metazoa; Chordata; Mammalia; Primates; Cercopithecidae
Gene: GMDS
Product: GDP-mannose 4,6-dehydratase
Exons: 10
Coding region: 274-1425 (383 amino acids)
Biological process (GO): GDP-mannose metabolic process
Molecular function (GO): GDP-mannose 4,6-dehydratase activity
Source: RefSeq, a predicted model, not a curated record